GGACGUCACGCAUGCGCAGACAGGAAAUCGUGUGGAAUAUGAAAAGAGGGUAAACAGGUAACAGCUAGCGUAAUAAAACGGAUAAGAUGGAUUCACAGAAAGAUCUACAGCCGCCCAAACAACAGCCUAUGAUCUACAUUUGUGGAGAAUGUCACACUGAAAAUGAAAUCAAGGCCCGUGAUCCUAUCAGAUGCAGAGAGUGUGGCUACAGAAUCAUGUACAAGAAGAGAACAAAGAGAUUGGUUGUUUUUGAUGCCCGAUGAAGAGGAGGAGAGAAGCAGAUUUGACUUUUGUUGUUUACUAUUUUUAUAGUGUUUGGCCAUGUAAAUAAACAGACAUUGAAGCCUG
Molecule: messenger RNA, 348 nt
Organism: Melanotaenia boesemani (Boeseman's rainbowfish)
Lineage: Eukaryota; Metazoa; Chordata; Actinopteri; Atheriniformes; Melanotaeniidae
Gene: polr2k
Product: RNA polymerase II, I and III subunit K
Exons: 4
Coding region: 87-263 (58 amino acids)
Biological process (GO): DNA-templated transcription
Cellular component (GO): RNA polymerase III complex; RNA polymerase II, core complex; RNA polymerase I complex
Molecular function (GO): DNA-directed RNA polymerase activity; DNA binding; zinc ion binding
Source: RefSeq, a predicted model, not a curated record